GCUAGUGACGUCAUCGGCGCGCGCCGCGCUCGGUCUGCGACCAUAACAACGCCUGAUAACGCUCACUGUUAUUGAUUUCAUUGAUAGCGCAAUAUUGAUCGGAAUUUAUUCGCACUGCCUUUAAGAUCCCGCACACGUCGUCCCUGAGAGCGACACACGCGUGCAGAUUAGAAGAGUACAUCCACACUGCCGGGAAUUCCAGCGUCUGCGUGUCGAUGGAGGAGUCCUAAACACAGAACGGGUGGAGAGGACCCCGGGAGGAAUGGGGUAGCGUUCUCGAUGAGGGUCCCGGCAGCAAACAGCUCCGUUAGGGCAGAGUCAGGCUCGGGUGAGAUGCCUGAGAAUGGACGCUCCAGGAGGAAACGGGUGCCGAAGACGUGUGACUGCUGCGGGCCCAACGGCAGGCCCCACGCGCUGAAGAAACGCGGCCGCAAGAAGAAAGAGAUGCUGAGCCAAGAAGAAGAAGUGGCAGCGGAGGAGGUGGUGAGCUCGGCGGCAGUGGACUCGGUGGUAACUUUGGAAGCGGACGCAGCUUCUGAGAUGGAGGAGGCACCGUCUCCUAAAGGGAGGACUGAGGGUGGGAGUGAAAGCACCGUCCUGGUGAACGGCUUGGAGAACAGCAUUCAUGCCAACUGUACACAUCCCUGUGACAACACAGAGCUGAAUGACUUAACAAAGAAACCCGCCGAUUCAGAGCCGGACGUUUGCACUCACACUGAUGCCAUGGAAGCCGAGCCGUCCAGCUUGAGCACUAAUGUAAACAAGGCCUCCUGGGACCAUCACUACUGCAAGCCCCUCGCUGGGGAAAACCAGAACCACUCCAGGGAGGAGACGGGCCAGCCGUCUGCAUCGCCUCCUCUCGAGUUUACAACUGAGGGCAUCAUCGAGUGGAUUCAUGAAUUCCUCGAGCAGUUCUAUGGGAAAUACGGAAGCUUCACCCCAUUAAGUGAUACCGACGUCCUCGAUCACCUAAAUAAGACAUUUCAGUCUGAUCUAAAUGACAGGAUGAAGCUGAUAACAGCAGAAGUGGCCAAGUACAGGGCUGGUCUGGCCUGUGCUCCUAUGCAUUUCUUCCAAGUGACCUACAACAAGCACACUUUGACCUUAGAGGACCUUUCAACACUUGAUGACCAAAACUGGGUCAAUGAUCAGGUGAUUAACAUGUAUGGAGAAUUGAUCAUGGAAGCUACAAAUCAUAAGGUUCAUUUCUUCAACAGUUUUUUUUACCGACAGUUUGUAGCAAAAGGUUAUGAAGGAGUGAGACGAUGGACCAAAAAGGUUGAUCUGUUUUCUAAGACACUGAUCCUGAUUCCUCUGCACCUGGAGAUCCACUGGUCGCUCAUAACCCUGGACGUCUCCAAGCAAAGCAUCAACAUCUUCGACUCCCAGGGCAUGCUGUUCAAGUUCGCUGUGGAUAACAUCCUGAAGUACAUCCUGGCAGAAGCCAAGGAGAAGAAACAAGCCGUGUUUCAGAAGGGCUGGAAGAUGGUCAUCAACAGGACCAUUCCACAGCAGAAGAACGACAAUGACUGCGGGGUUUUUGUCUUGGAGUACUGCAAGUGCCUGGCGUUCAUGAAGCCGCUGCUCUUCACUCAAGAAGACAUGCCUUGUGUCCGCAAGAGGAUCUACAGAGAGCUGUGUGACUGCAGACUGUCCGGCUGUCUAAACCAAGACAAAGCCUCGUAGACUGGUGUCUGGAUGAUGAACGCAACAGGAGGGAAAGGACUUCACAGCAGGACAAAGAAACCCAAAGUUCUGGUCAGGCAAAGCUGGAAGGUCCCAAUAUAAGAGCCUGUCGGUUUGCUGGAGUUCUUCAGGUCACGUUUACCUCCUCGCAUUACAUCGGCGGCUCAGAAAGGCCUUUUCCCAGCAUCCUCAACCUCGAAUUUAACGAAGCCUGCAACGACCUCUCAGAGAACCAGGUGGCUGUUCAGAAACAAGCGAGAAAAUCCUCAGCUGUGGAGACCUUUUUCCGUUUUCCACAGAUUCAAAACCUCACGCACGUGUGGAUAUUUUUUUUUAACUUAUUUUAUUUUAAAUUUUAUUUUUUUGCAUCUUGUAACACAGCCAUAACACAGAUUAUGUGUUUCUAUCAGGUUUCUUUUCGUAAAGAACACAGUUUUUGCUUUGCAGCAUGAAACGUGAAGGACUUAUUAUAAAUGUCACGCCAUUGUUGAGGUACAAGAAGCAUUUAUAAAGGCUUUUAAUGAAUGUACUGUCAAAGACCAGAAUUAUACUUGUACAGUCAAGCUUGUAACUUGAAAGCAAAUCUUGUGGCGAUACCCUUAAAGUCCUGGACCAGAUUGCUUUGUUAACAUUUAUAUGUUCCCAGAUGUUUCUAAUGAAAAAGCCGCGGGAUUGAUGCUCAACAUCAGGCUGCCUGCUGUAAACCGCCAGCAUUAUUUGGCCAUUCUGCCGUUCUCUCACUUCUGAGCACUUUCCGUUGUUGUUCCUCGAAUGCGUCAGCAGUUAAAAUGAUUUUGUAGCAUGUAGAUUUGUCAUUAAUGGAAGUCAGUUAAAGGUCAUU
Sinocyclocheilus anshuiensis is the source of this 2527-nucleotide messenger RNA. It is a transcript of the gene senp5, whose product is annotated as SUMO specific peptidase 5. The record is from RefSeq and is a predicted model, not a curated record. Gene Ontology annotation, biological process: protein desumoylation; proteolysis. Gene Ontology annotation, molecular function: deSUMOylase activity. Gene Ontology annotation, cellular component: nucleus. Bases 280 to 1686 code for a protein of 468 amino acids. NCBI's taxonomy places the organism in Eukaryota, Metazoa, Chordata, Actinopteri, Cypriniformes, Cyprinidae. The transcript is spliced from 9 exons.